AUGUCGCUGUUGCUUUUGGCCCUGGACCAGUGGCGACGGAGCAAAGAGGCUCUGCGUUUUUACGCACGCUCGUAUCAGAACUACCCGCAGAGCACGGUGGCCCGCCAGGCUAUCCCGCAGCUGGUUAGUGAUAUCAAGGCUCAGUUGUCAGCUUAUGACCCUGCGAAGCUGAAGGCAACAUUUGGGGCCAAUUGCGCGGACCUGGCGAUUGCAGGAGGGGGCGCCAAGAGCUUGUACGCUCUUGGUGCUUAUUUUGCGCUGCAGCAUGCAGGAGUCACAAUCGAUCGCGCAAGUGGUACUUCCAGCGGUGCCUACAUUUCUGCUCUAUUGCUGGGAACGCAGUACCGGGUCGACGAUCUAUUGCAAGAGCAGCUCAUAGGAUGGGGUCCAUGUGUCGUACAAGCCAUCCACGACAAGAAGACCCUCUGCUUGGGUAAAAUCUGGAAGCACAUGAGCAUAUUGCUAAAACAGCGCCUUGCGGGCUGGGUUCCAAAGACGGAUACAUUGUUUAUCAAUGUGACCACAUUGGGUCGCAGCGGUCUCGUGGAGAAUGUUGUAUCUGAGUUUGCAUCACCAGAAGAUCUUGAGGAGACUAUAUGCGCCAGCAUGUCUAUACCGUUCAUUUUGUGCGAUGGGCCCUUCACCACUUGGCGCGGACAGCGUGGUUUGGAUGGGGGUUUCUCGAACAAUUGCCCCAUAUCUUGCUUUCUGUCUUCGCGAAGACGAAAUCGCUCCAAGGGAGAUAGUGCAGAUGGUGAUUUUGCUGCUCUGGGUUCUCUAGAGGAAGACAGGAUCAUUGUGAAAGUCGAUGCCAAUGCGCUCACGUCGAUGCCAUGUUGGCGGAAGGCUCUACACGUGGCUUACGCACCGAUGGAGUUCUGUUGCGACAUCGUGCUCGAGGGUAUGCGAGACAUGCUUGAGGUGAUGUCCACUGGGAAGCAGCAGCUCAAUGGUAUCAAAGUGAUUCCCUAUCGAAGUCCAAUGCAGAAGCGCGAUGAUUUCUCGUAUCAGCUGCUUCCUGGCCGUGAACAUUUUGAGCGCCUGCGAAAGGGCAAGAGCAUCCUGUGGAACGUGGACCGUCGGACGGGAUGA
Prorocentrum cordatum is the source of this 1092-nucleotide messenger RNA. Lineage: Eukaryota; Dinophyceae; Prorocentrales; Prorocentraceae. The record is from the annotation of a GenBank genome assembly.